Clonostachys solani is the source of this 954-nucleotide messenger RNA. NCBI's taxonomy places the organism in Eukaryota, Fungi, Ascomycota, Sordariomycetes, Hypocreales, Bionectriaceae. The record is from the annotation of a GenBank genome assembly.
AUGGCGGACCAAAAUGCAAGUACCGCCUCUUCUGGGCCCUCCCAAUCCCCGUGCAUCACCAAUCUCAUCUCAUCCUACGCAAUUCUACCAACCUUGGCUUCGUGGCUAUCCUCGGUCGAUCUCUAUCAUCUUGGCCUGACGAGCCGCUACCACCACUCAUGUAUUCUAGCAUCGCCUACUCUGUUCAAGAAACUGCAACGGCUAUCUCUUUGCGACGGCCGCGGCCUUGCUCUCCGCCAGGAGUUCAAGCCCCCAUUUCCCAAUGAUUGGAGGAGAGCAGGGAAGUGGACCACCAACCCGGGAUUUACUGCCGAUGAGGAGAUCGAGGUUUUUCUGUACAAUGCCAAAUGCGAUGAAGCCGGAGCCCUGCCCUGCAUCAAAUGCGGCAUCAAUAUUUGCGAAGAGUGUCGAUUUUACCGUCGCGCGGCGCCGCCUCCAUGGUAUCCUGAUCGGCGUCCACAUCUGAAUUCUCCUCACCAGGCUGAGAAUAUCAUGUGUCUAUGUCCAGAGUGUGAUGCCGAAAUGGACAAGGAGCUUUCUGGGAAAUUUCUCAACGAGCUCUGCGAUUGCGAUCGGUACACCCGUUGGAUCUGUACUCGGUGCAUUGUGGAGGAGAGGAAAUUCACGAGGGACUACUUUGAGGAACACACCGUGUUUGAAGGUAACGAGGAAGAAACCAAGUGGUUGUGGGAUCAUCAAUUUUCUCGCUCCUUCUGGUGUCUAUGCGGUUCUCCUGUGCCUCAAGAUAGCCGAAUACGGUGCACUUGGUGCAAAAGGCGCCAUCUCCCAGAGGAUCAAUGGUUGGUAGAAUACGACGAGGUCGGAUCUAAACUACCCUUUUUCGAUAAUAACCCAGAUUAUCCUCGCUGGACAGAAGAUGAGGAUCGAAAAUACGUGAAACCUUAUCCUAAACUUGGGUAUCACCGACCAGGGGACGAUGUGUCAACGAGCUAG